AUGAUGAGUGCUCUUCAUCGAGAAACUUGUCAAAAUAUUCUUGCUCAACUAUUUGGGCAGAGCAUUGCUGAAUACAGAACUAACCAGGAUGAUUCUUUCCAUGUUCCUCAAAACAACAGUGAAGUUGCCAGAAUUGGUUCAAUUGGCAAGAUUAAGGAUAUUAUUCUUGCUUUCAUCUUCAUUCUUGGUUUGGCUUCUUCAAGAUUUUCAAGCUUAAAUCUUGCCUCGGGAAAUGAAGAGCACUUCAAUGUCAUCGAUUAUGGCGCCAGAAGUGAUGGUGUUACGGACGAUUCUCAAGCAUUUCUGAAGGCAUGGGAUGCUGCAUGUAGUGCAGCAGUUGAGCAUCCAAGGGUGAUAAUCCCUCCUCAAAAAACCUUCUUGAUUUCAGGCACGAUUAUCGCCCCAAGCUCACCUAUCGUGUGGAAUGGGCGCGACGCAAGUCAAUGGCUAGCAUUCGACAAUGUGAACGGGCUAAAUGUUGAUGGAUUUGGCACAAUUGAUGGACAAGGCAAGGGUUGGUGGGAUCAGUCAUGUAGAUAUCAUCCACAAAAGGCUUUAAAGUUUCUUUCGUGCAAUGGGAGCAGUUUGAGUAACAUGAACUUCAUUAACAGCCCUCAGACGCAUGUACUCGUCAAGAGAUGCAAUGAGUUCGACGUUAACAAUGUCGUAAUAGAGUCUCCGGGAAAUAGCCCUAAUACUGAUGGAAUACAUAUUCACUCGUCUCACCAUUUGACCAUCACCAAUUCUAAAAUUGGAAGCGGUGAUGAUUGCAUUUCUAUUGGUGAUUACGUUUCUAACGUUGAAAUAAGUAAUAUUAUGUGUGGACCUGGUCAUGGUAUUAGUAUUGGAAGCCUUGGAAGAGGAAGGAAUUAUGCCAAGGUGGAGAAUAUUUACAUUAGUAACUCCCACUUCAAUGGAACAACAAAUGGAGCACGAAUCAAAACUUGGCAGGUUGGAAGAGGAUACGUUCGAAAGGUGACCUUUGAGAAUCUUAUAUUCACAUCCGUGCAAAAUCCUAUAAUCAUCGACCAGAAUUACUGUCAUCCCCGAGAUUCAUGUAAACAAGAGAAAACUGGAGUUCAAAUAAGCGAUGUAAAUUACAAGGAUAUAUUUGGAACGUCGAGCACGAAGAUAGCCAUUACUUUAAACUGCAGUCAGUCCGUGCCAUGUUUUGGAAUAUUUAUGCAGUCAAUACACUUAGAAUCUGCCCAAGCUGGGAAACGAAUCACGGCAAACUGCAGUAGCGCUUUUGGUGAAGAAGAUAGCGUUUUUCCCGGCCCCUGUCUCUCAAAAGCACGCCUUUGA
Messenger RNA from Fraxinus pennsylvanica, 1305 nucleotides. The record is from the annotation of a GenBank genome assembly. NCBI's taxonomy places the organism in Eukaryota, Viridiplantae, Streptophyta, Magnoliopsida, Lamiales, Oleaceae.